Penicillium cosmopolitanum is the source of this 2637-nucleotide messenger RNA. RefSeq lists its product as uncharacterized. Gene Ontology annotation, molecular function: transmembrane transporter activity. The coding region runs from base 1 to 2637 and encodes 878 amino acids. The record is from RefSeq and is a predicted model, not a curated record. NCBI's taxonomy places the organism in Eukaryota, Fungi, Ascomycota, Eurotiomycetes, Eurotiales, Aspergillaceae. The transcript is spliced from 6 exons. Gene Ontology annotation, biological process: transmembrane transport.
AUGGGCGAAUUUGUCGAAAACAGCGACCAGCCGACCGCGGUCGCGCUUCCAAACUCCGAGCAGUUUUAUUUGGACAAUGAUCAAGGCGAAAAAUAUUUGAUUCAAGUAUCUUGGCCGUUGAAUUGGCGAGAUGGUCCGGCCUCGGCUCGCAAACCUCUACCUAUCAUGUAUAUGGUCGAUGGGAACGUAACGUUUCUGACUGCAACCGAGUCUUCUUGGCGUCGCCAACUCUCGUCACGAUACACUGGGGGAGGUCUAAUUGUCGCCAUUGGGUAUCCGUUAACUAGAAAAUUAUAUGAUUUUCAACGACGGAACGGCGAUUUGACCCCACCAACAAAAAAUCCAAUUCCUGGCCACGGAGGAGCCGAUGGCUUUCUUGAUUUUAUUGAUGGAUGUGUUCGGCCCGCGGUCAAAGCGCGCUACCCGCAAAUAACUGUCUCGCGAGAAGGUCUUUAUGGCCAUUCAUACGGGGGCAUCUUUGUGCUCCACGCCUUGUUCACGCGCCCCACUAUGUUCGAUAGCUAUUUGGUUGCCAGCCCCUCGAUUUGGUGGAAUGAUAGGUGCAUAAUGAGCGAGGCGAAAACAUUCUUGGAAAACGAAAACAGGCAAGUCAAAAACGGCUCGCUACCAUCGCUGGCUAUCUUCUGGGGCUCAUUUGAACAAACUCCACCCCGGUGGGAUAAUGAAUCGCUUGACGAAUAUGAGCAGAGAGUACAGACAGCCUCCGAUCAGAAGAUGGCGGACAGUGCCUUCGGUCUUUCUGAGAUGCUGAGAGGUUCAAAGGGGAUACGAAGAGUUAAAGCAGAGGAAAUUCUCAAGGAGGACCAUAUAAGUAUUACUCCAUGUUCACUUCACAGAAUUGUGGGUGAAAAGCCUGCUGCGGACUCUCAUGAAGCUUCGACGAGUGACCCAAAUGUCGUCCAGAUGAGGGCCAAUGACAAGGAGGCUGCACAUGACAUGAAUGAAAUUGCCGGAGUGUCCAAAAAUGAUGACGAUAGACCAACUGAAGAUGCGCAAGUUGGCGUGAGACAAAUUGAGGCAGUCACCCUGGCCUGGGGCAAGGGGUCCGUGUUCACGGUGUUGAUAUUUAUUUGGUUCCUCACCCUCAUCAAUAACAUGAAAAGCUCUAUGGUCUAUAGCUUGACUGCCUAUGCCACGAGUUCAUUUAUGGGCCAUUCGCUUUUGACAGUCAUCACUAUCGUCGCCAAUGCCAUGACAGCUGCCGUUUACAUCCCCAUGGCCAAAGCAUUAGAUCUUUGGGGACGCGCAGAGGGUCUUCUUCUUAUGACUUUGUUUUGUAUGAUCGGACUUAUUCUUCUCGCUACGUCGCGAAACCUUGAAACUUACUGUGCUGGAGAGGUGUUCUACUCUGUCGGUUUUGGCGGACUUGCCUACAGCUGGGAUGUUCUUGCAGCAGAUGUGACAAAUCUGAGAAACCGUGGUUUGGCAUUUGCUUUUACUUCAUCCCCAGCUUUAAUCUCGGCAUUUGCAGGUUCCAAGGCCGCCGCGGAGUUUCUCCUCCACGUCGACUGGCGUUGGGGUUAUGGGAUCUGGGCAAUAAUCUUGCCAUUUUUUGCUCUACCAAUCUACAUUAUUCUGGCAUACAGUUUGCGAAAAGCUGAGAAAAAAGGAAUUAUCCUCAAGGAGAAGAAGUCAUGGAGCUUCAAUUUACAGACCAUCCAGUGGAUUGUUAUCGAGUUUGAUGUCCUAGGCGUUAUAUUGUUUGCUGGCGGGUUCGUCGUUUUUCUUUUGCCCUUCACGCUGGCCAGCAGUGCCCCCGAUGGAUGGAAAACUGGAUACAUCAUUGCGAUGAUGGUAGUGGGAUUUGUCACUAUCAUAGUGUUCGGGUUAUACGAGACCUAUGUUGCUUCAAGGCCGUUCUUGGACUACAAAUUUCUCACCGAUCGAACAAUUCUGGGCGCAUGCCUACUGGAUAUGACAUACCAGAUCUCUUAUUAUUGCUAUGGCAGCUAUCUGUCAUCCUUUUUGCAAGUGGUAUAUGAAUUGGAUGUGGCCACUGCUGGAUACGUUGGAAACACCUUCAGCGUGGUUUCUUUUGUCUUCUUGUUCAUUGCUGGUUGGCUUAUUCGAUGGACUGGUCGCUUCAAGUGGAUCCUUUGGGUAUGCGUUCCGAUGUACAUCUUCGGGCUGGGUCUUAUGAUCCACUUCCGUCAGCCAGGUGGGUAUAUCGGUUACAUUGUCAUGUGUGAAGUGUUUUUCUCUGUGUCUGGUGGUAUAUUCAUUCUUUGCGUGCAGAUAGCUGCCCUUGCCUCGGUCGACCACCAACACGUCGCUGCAGCUUUGGCACUUGUGUUCGUGUCGGGUAGCAUUGGUGGAGCUAUCGGAAGUGCUAUAUGUGGAGCCAUCUGGACGAACACUUUCUUGAAGCAACUAGAGCUUCAUCUUCCCGAAUCUGCCAUGCCGAAUUUGGCUCUGAUUUACUCACAGCUUCCUGUGCAGCUAAGUUACGAAGUUGGAAGCCCUGAGCGUGACGCCAUUGUCAAAGCCUAUGGCUAUGCUCAACCAAGAAUGCUUAUUGCUGGAACCGUGUUUAUGGCCCUCGGCUUUAUCUGGGUCGGGAUGAUGAGGAACUUGAAUGUCAAGAAAAUGACCCAGACUAAGGGAAAUGUGUUUUAG